CAUAUAUAUGCCACCCAACAUCCCCAAAGACCCUCUCUCCGGUCACCCUGGCCAUCUAAGCCCCGAGCAGCAGCACAUCCUGAGCAAGUUUAGGACAGAGCUUGAGGAGGACAGUGUUUUUGUUCCAGAACGACACGACGAUGCCACCCUUCUUCGCUUCCUUCGCGCACGUAAAUUUGAUCUUGCCAAAGCCAAGUUCAUGAUUACCUCGUGUGAAGAAUGGAGAAAAGAUUUUGGAGUGGACCAACUCAUAGAGACUUUUCAGUUCCCGGAGAAGAAUGAAGUCGACAAGAUAUACCCACAAUACUAUCACAAGACGGACAAAGACGGUCGCCCCAUCUAUGUGGAGCGCUUAGGCCAACUCGAUCUUCGGAAACUAUAUACGUUCACUACUGCUGAAAGACUUCUGAAACGCUUUGUUCUGGAGUACGAGAAAUUCUUGACCGAGAGACUCCCGGCCUGCAGCACAGUCGUCGGACACCGCGUCGAAACGUCCUGCACUAUCCUGGACCUACAGAAUGUCGGGAUUGCACAGUUUUAUCAAGUCAAGGAUCACAUUGCACAAGCCACUCGCAUUGGACAGGAUCGGUAUCCAGAAUGUAUGGGGAAGUUUUACAUCAUCAACGCGCCUUGGAUCUUCUCGACAGUGUGGAUGGUCAUCAAGCCAUGGUUGGAUGAAGUCACGGUUAACAAGAUUUCGAUCCUUGGCUACAAUUACAAAGACACACUUCUACAACAGAUCCCGGCGGAGAAUCUCCCUGCCGAUUUAGGAGGACUAUGUCAAUGCCCGGGAGGCUGCUCUCUGUCAGACGCAGGGCCUUGGAACGAGAAGAACCAAGGUGUCAUUGCUCAGACCGCUUCCGACGCGGUGGUACCAGCAUGAUGUCUCCCCCGACUCUUCGUACGCGCGAAUGCCGCUUUGUACCACUGUGUAAUAAAUCGAUUUCUGUGGCCUGCGCCAAUAUCGCCCAAGUACUUUCCUCACACGAUGAAAAAUGUCCAUUCGUACGAAUGCACAUGUUCGUGUGUUGUGCAAUGCCGGCGUUCGUUCUUUUUCGCGAUCUGCGUCAUGUCAGUUGGCACCAACUGCGCUCCGAACGAGGGCGGAGGCGUUCUUGACCAGUCGACUGUGCUCCCA
Messenger RNA from Dacryopinax primogenitus, 1138 nucleotides. RefSeq lists its product as uncharacterized. The transcript is spliced from 3 exons. NCBI's taxonomy places the organism in Eukaryota, Fungi, Basidiomycota, Dacrymycetes, Dacrymycetales, Dacrymycetaceae. The coding region runs from base 8 to 883 and encodes 291 amino acids. The record is from RefSeq and is a predicted model, not a curated record.